This is a messenger RNA of Pyrus x bretschneideri (Chinese white pear), 3054 nucleotides long. RefSeq lists its product as uncharacterized. Gene Ontology annotation, molecular function: hydrolase activity, hydrolyzing N-glycosyl compounds. NCBI's taxonomy places the organism in Eukaryota, Viridiplantae, Streptophyta, Magnoliopsida, Rosales, Rosaceae. Bases 219 to 2918 code for a protein of 899 amino acids. The record is from RefSeq and is a predicted model, not a curated record. The transcript has 12 exons.
GUCAAACACUUGGCGGCCAUGCACUCAUCUGCGGCUUCCAAGCGAGUAUAUGAACGCGUAACGGUGAGUGCCAUUAACCUGUGUUGACGAGUGAUAUCGGCUCAUGCUUCAGCGCGUGUAGAGAUUUACCAAGUGAUCAGUUCAUCCAACACUUGGUAAGUUGAACUCGCGUCUUCCCCACUUGGAAUUGGAACCCAGAUAUCACAUUGAAGAGGACGAUGAUGGUGGGAAGAGCUGUUUGGAUGCUGACUGUGAUUGGAUGGCUUGGAGUUGUGCAGCUAUACCCAGUGGAAGCUCAUCCUCACCGGAUUCUUGUCGAUACAGAUGUGAACGUUGACGAUGUUCUUGCUUUAUUUUAUCUCUUGAAGCAAAACAAGACGGAAUUCGACUUAAAGGCAAUUACUGUUAAUACAAAUGGAUGGAGUGAUGCCGGGCACGCUGUUCAUUAUGUAUAUGACAUUCUUUCUGUGAUGGAUCGUGAUGACAUUCCGGUUGGUGUUGGAGGUGAAGGUGGUAUUUUUCCAAAUGAUACCAUCCAGCCUAAUGUUGGAGGUUAUCUUCCUAUUAUUGACCAGGGACCAUACACUGCAGGUGGCUGUAGAUACAGACAAUCAAUACCACCAGGUCAAAGUGGUCGUCUAGAUGUAAAUACAAACUAUGGCAUGCGCAAGGGUUUACUUCCGAAGGGUAACAGAAAAUAUGUACCGCUUCAGCAACCUACAGCUCAACAAGUGAUGAAAGACGCGAUAUCUGCAGGUCCCAUCACUGUGUUUCUUAUGGGUAUUCAGACGAAUUUUGCCAUUUUUCUUAUGACAAAUCCUCAUUUGAAGAAAAAUAUUAAGCAUAUAUAUGCCAUGGGAGGUGCUGUGAGAUCAACCUGCUCCGGAAAUCCCACUUCAGUGCUGUGUGGUGACAUUGGUAAUCUAUUUCGACCAGACAGCAAUCCGUAUGGAGAGUACAACAUCUUUGGAGAUCCUUUUGCUGCGUACACGGUAUUGCAUUCUGGCAUUCCAGUCACGCUCGUUCCUCUGGAUGCAACAAGAAUGAUUCCUCUAGAUGAGCCUUUUUUCAGAGCAUUUGAGGAGAAACAGAAUACAUAUGAGGCACAAUAUUGCUUCCAGUCCUUGAAAAUGGUUCGUGAUACAUGGUCGAAUGAUGAAUUUUAUAAGGAAUUUUGCUUGUGGGAUCCUUUUAUGGUUGGUGUAGCGUUAUCUCAAAUGCAUAGUUUAGAGAGAGGUCACAGAGAAAAUGAAUUUGCCAAAUUGGAGUACAUGAACCUCACAGUGGUUACUUCAAACAGACCUUAUGGAAUAUCAGACGGCUCAAACCCUCUCAUUGAUGGGCAUUUGAUCCCAAAGUUCGGUGUACAGAAGAACGGGGUGCAUAGUGGUCAUGUUCAGACGGGAAUGGAAGACCCGUUUUGCCUCAUCAAAGAGGGGAAAGGAAAAUGUCAGGAUGGUUUUACAAAGGAGACAACUGGUGCAGAAGCAGUUACCGUACUUGUUGCAACUGGAGCUAAGCGAGAUCGCGAUAGCAACAGCAUUCGUGCCAAAGAUUUCUAUGGCAGUUUCUUGGAUGUUAUAAAUCGACCUAAGAAAACUGGACGGCCGAAUAUUAGAACACAGCUUCCACUCCAUGAGAGUGUACAUCGAAAACCAGAUUUUGGAAAGAAAUUGAUGGGUAAAGCCCUCAUAUUUGAUAUGGAUAUGAGCGCUGGGGACUUCCUAGUUCUUCUAUAUCUCCUAAAAUUACCUGUGGAACGGGUCAACCUGAAGGGAAUACUUGUUAGUGCUAAUGGGUGGGCAACCGCUGCAACCAUAGAUGUUGUUUAUGACAUACUGCAUAUGAUGGGCCGUGAUGAUAUUCCUGUUGGUCUUGGAAAUGUAUUUGCAGUUGGUCAAUCUUAUUCAUCUUUCUCUUCUCUCGGAGACUGCACAUAUAUCAGUUCCAUUCCUCAGGGUAGUGGUGGUUCCUUGGACUCUGACACACUCUAUGGAUUUGCUCGUGCCUUACCUUGUAGUCCUAGGAGAUACGGAUUCGCAACCAAGGAAUUCCCCGGACUCGGACAGCCAACUGCACUAGAUGUUUGGAAGUCCAUUGUAAAAUCACUCGAUCCAGGAUCCAGGAUUACUUUGUUGACCAAUGGACCUUUGACAAAUUUAGCCGAAAUCAUUCAUUCUGAGAACUCAGACUCAGUGGUCGAGGAUGUAUAUAUUGUUGGGGGACACAUUCACCAUGAUAACGAGCAAGGGAAUCUGUUCACUAUUCCUUCAAACAAAUAUGCGGAAUUCAACAUAUUUCUUGACCCUUCGGCUGCAAAAGCAGUUUUUGAUUCGAAACUGAACAUAACAUUGAUUCCAUUGGGGAUACAGAAGCAAGUCAGUUCCUUCCAGAAUAUUCUUGAUAAAUUAAAGCUAACAGAUACGACUCCUGAAGCUGUAUUUUCCUGGCAUCUGCUUUCGAGGCUAUGGAAACUGAAACAGAAGCAUCAUAGAUACCGUCACAUGGAUACAUUUCUAGGGGAAAUCCUUGGUGCCGUAAUCUUGGGUAGCAGUCAUCCUCAACUCAACCCAACCUUUAAGUUUACGCCUCUCAAGGUGGUGGCCGAGGGAGAUGUAUCAGUAAUCGGGCAGCUACUCGUUGAUAAACAUCAGUCAAAGAUGGUGAAGAUACUGAGCAGUGUAAAUCCUGAGGCAUAUCAUGAAGAAUUUGCUAACAUGUUAGGUGAACAAAAGCAGUCUGCUGUCGUAGCAAGCUUUGUAGAGGAAAAUAUGGUUAUCGGGUGCCUAGGAUCAAGUCGUGGAUCCGGAUUCUCUCUGGAUCUUUCUAUGGGGAGCCUGCAGACCACAUCAUCGCGGCCGUUGAUUCAUAGUAAUGAUAAUUUAUUCUUCUGCCCGGCAGAUGAUGCUUUUGGUUGACAAUUAUCUUGUAUUUAGUUGCAUUGUCAAUUAUGUGCUCUUCUUCCAUAAUUCUAUCCUCAUCACAAUCAAUUUUUGGAAGAAACACAACUCUGUAAUUUUCAACUAUCGAAUAAAAAUUUGCGUUCCAUAGAAU